AUGAUUAAUGACGCACCGAAUGGCAGUUCUGCCUCCUCCUUCGCAGCCCAGUAUCAAGACCCAGCCUAUCAGAAGGCGCACGCGAAGGUGUUCUUCGAGUCAGGCACACCAUCAAUCCCACGUCUGCUUCCUCCUGGUGUGUCCGAGGCAAGUUUCAACCGGGCGAUCGAGGAGUUCAAGAACGUCGUUGGCGCUGCCGAAGUCGUUACUGGCGAUGGGCUCGUCGAGUAUGUCGACCCAUAUGAGCUGAAUGAAGAUGGUCCCGAGAGAAAGCUCCCCAGUGCCGCUGUCCGUCCUCAGUCAAAUGAGGAGCUUAGGGGAGUUUUGAAAAUAGCAAACAAGUACUCGAUUCCGUUAUGGACCUUUUCCAGAGGAAAGAACUUAAGCUACGGAGGGCCUGCACCAAGAUUAAAUGGUGCUGUUUCGUUAGACUUGCAUCGCAUGAACCGUGUAAUUGAGGCGAACGAGGAGUUCUCGUACGCCGUUGUCGAGCCAGGCGUCUCUUUCCAGGAACUGUUCGACUACUGUCUUGAGAACAAGCUUCGAGUGUGGCCAAGUGUACCAUCGCUGGGUUGGGGCAGCGUUGUGGGUAAUACGGUCGACAGGGGCGUCGGCUACACGCCUACAGCAGUGCAUCAUCAGAAUAUUGCAGGCAUGGAAGUCAUGCUUGCGGAUGGCGAUAUCAUACGGACAGGCCAGUUCGCCCAGGAUGGUAAUCCUUCGGCUCAUCUCUCCAAGUUUUCUUUCGGUCCCUCGGUUGAGGGCCUCUUUCUGCAGAGUAAUCUCGGAGUUGUAACGAAGCUGGGAAUAUGGCUCUCGCCCUCUCCGGAGGCUUACAUGGCAUGCUCAUUGGACGUGUUCGAGUUCGAAGAUCUCGAAGCACUCGUAGAUCUACUCAGCCCGCUGCGACGGAACGGGAUCCUGCCUAACUCGGUCUGGGUAAUCGACUUGGUGGAGAGACUCGCAAACUUUGGGAGACGCGCUGACCACUACGACGGAGAAGGACCAAUCCCUCCCCACGUGCUAAAGCAGCUUCAACAGAAGUACGACCUUGGUUACUGGACAGCCCUGUGGCCCCUACAGGGUUCGAAGGAUGUCGUCGAAGCCCAUUUCAACACCGUGAAGCGGCUUGUGGAGAAGAAGUUGCCAAAAGCCCGGCUGCAAGGAACCUUGUACACCGGGGAUGAAGGUGUGGACGGCGGGCUCUUGGCUGCCACGAAAGUGAAAGGGCCGCACGGGGGAAUAUUUGUCGGAGUGCCCAAUCUGGACAUUGUCAAUAUCAUGGGCUUCAUGUGCCCAAAAGAUGGAUCCGGUGUCGCGGCUCAUAUGGACUUUUCUCCGAUCAUGCCGUCGUCGGGCAAGGCGAUCAUGGAAUGGGCCAAUCUCACCCGUGAGAUCUGCGAGUCGAAGGGCCUUGACCUCUGUCUCGACUUUUUCAUGCAUGAGCGCCAUGUCGUUCUGGUCAAUGUUCUGAUCUACAACAAAGCCGACAAGCGUCAGGCCAAGGUUGUAGGAGAAGUCGUCGAUAGGCUGUUCACCGUUGGAAGAGAGAGGAAGUAUCCUGCAUACCGCACGCAUAUCAACUUCAUGGACAAGAACGCUGCCUUCUUCGACUUCAAUGACCACGCUCAAAGAAGAUUCAUAGAGACGCUCAAGGAUACGCUUGAUCCGAAGGGUAUUUUGUCUCCGGGCAAGAUGGGCAUUUGGCCGCGUGCUUUCUCGGUGUAUCGAGAUCAUCAUGAUGAUGUCGACGUCAAUGGCCUCGCGCUACCUACACGCUGUACGAAUGAUUAA
This is a messenger RNA of Diaporthe amygdali, 1794 nucleotides long. RefSeq lists its product as uncharacterized. The record is from RefSeq and is a predicted model, not a curated record. Gene Ontology annotation, molecular function: FAD binding; D-lactate dehydrogenase (cytochrome) activity; D-lactate dehydrogenase (NAD+) activity. The coding region runs from base 1 to 1794 and encodes 597 amino acids. NCBI's taxonomy places the organism in Eukaryota, Fungi, Ascomycota, Sordariomycetes, Diaporthales, Diaporthaceae. Gene Ontology annotation, biological process: lactate catabolic process. Gene Ontology annotation, cellular component: mitochondrion. The transcript has 6 exons.